AUGGUGGAGAGACGCGUCUCCAAGUUCCUGCGCUCCCUAUUCGCGCGCGCCGCACCCCAAUACCAGCGGCUGGGCAGGGACGAGUUGGAAACGCUGAUCGACAACCAAUAUGAGCUGAAAGCCGUCAAGGAAGAGAAGCUGGUGGCGGGCCUGGCACCCCGGGAAGCUAGCCAGUGCCAGCAGGAAGAUUUGGCCAAAGUGCUCGGCGUGGACCUCCAGGCUGGGCUGUCAGAGCUGGAGGUGGCGCCACGCAGAAAGGUGCAUGGCUGGAACGAGUUGGUUGCCAACAACACAGAGCCCAUGUGGAAGAAGUACUUGGACCAGUUCAAGAACCCACUGAUCCUGCUGCUACUGGCCUCGGCCCUGGUCAGCGUCCUCACCCAGGAGUACGGGGAUGCUGUCAGCAUCACCAUGGCCGUGCUGAUUGUGGUCACUGUGGCCUUCGUCCAGGAGUACAGGUCAGAGAAAUCUCUAGAAGAGCUGGCCAAGCUGGUUCCUCCUGAAUGUAACUGCAUCAGAGAUGGAAAAGAGAAGCACAUGCUGGCCCGAGAGCUGGUCCCCGGAGACAUCGUGACCCUGUCCAUGGGUGACCGUGUCCCUGCCGACAUCCGCCUCACCCAGGUUGUGAACCUUCUGGUAGAUGAGUCCAGCUUUACUGGGGAAGCUGAGCCCUGCAGUAAGACAGAUACUCCACUGCUAGGCGAGAGUGGCCUCACCAGCCUGAGCAACAUCGUCUUUAUGGGGACCUUGGUGCAGUGCGGGAAGGGGCAGGGGGUUGUGAUCGGCACUGGAGAGAAGUCUCAAUUCGGAGAAGUGUUCAAGAUGAUGCAAGCUGAAGAGACACCCAAGACCCCCCUACAGAAAAGCAUGGACAAGCUGGGGAAGCAUCUGACACUCUUCUCAUUCAGCAUAAUUGGGCUGAUCGUACUCAUCGGCUGGUUGCAGGGAAAGCCGCUCCUCAGCAUGUUCAGGGUCGGGGUCAGCUUGGCAGUGGCAGCCAUCCCCGAGGGCCUGCCCAUAGUCGUCAUGGUGACCCUGGUACUGGGUGUGCUGCGGUUGGCCAAGAAACGAGUCCUUGUGAAAAAGCUUCCCAUUGUGGAGACGCUGGGCUGCUGUACUGUCAUCUGCUCCGACAAGACAGGGACGCUGACCACAAACGAGAUGACAGUCACUCAGCUGGUGACAUCAGAUGGGUUCCACGCUGAGGUCAGCGGAGUUGGGUACAGUGGUGCAGGCACUGUGAACCUCCUGCCCACGAAGGAGCCCCUCAAGGAGUUUGCCAACAUGUCGGUGGGGAAGCUGGUAGAGGCAGGCUGCGUGGCCAACAAUGCCAUAAUUGGCCAGGACUCGGUGCUUGGCCAACCCACUGAGCGUGCCCUCCUGGUUCUGGCCAUGAAGAUGGACCUAGAUGGCGCAAGAGACUCCUACGUGAGGAAAAAAGAGAUUGCCUUCAGCUCCGAGCAGCGCUGGAUGGCUGUGCUGUGUGGCCUCCGGGGUGAGGACCAGAGAGACAUGUACUUCAUGAAAGGUGCCCUGGAGGAGGUGCUGGGUGCCUGCAACACCUACAACCACGGGGGACUCCCCCUGCCACUGACGCCCCAGCUGCAUGCCAGCUACCUACAGGAAGAGAAAAGAGUUGGAGCAAUGGGCCUGCGUGUGCUGGCAAUGGCCUCAGGACCUGAGCUGGGGGCUCUGACCUUCCUGGGGCUCGUGGGUAUCAUCGACCCCCCACGUGAAGGUGUCAAGGAGGCCGUGCAGUUGCUCUCAGAGUCAGGAGUGGCCUUAAAGAUGAUCACGGGGGAUGCCCUGGAGACAGCCCUGGCCAUAGGAAGAAGGAUUGGCCUGUGCUCUGGGCAGCCAGACACACUGUCUGGGGAGGAGGUGGAGCACUUGCAGCAGGAGCAGCUGGUGGAGCAUGUGGGGAAGGUGUCUGUGUUCUUCAGGACCAGCCCAAAGCACAAAGUCAAGAUCAUCAAGGCCCUUCAGGAGUCAGGCGCUGUGGUGGCUAUGACGGGAGAUGGUGUGAACGAUGCGGUGGCCCUCAAGUCUGCUGACAUUGGCAUUGCCAUGGGACAGUCGGGCACAGACGUGAGCAAGGAGGCAGCUAGCAUGGUCCUGGCCCAGGAUGACUUUGCGGCCAUCACGAGCGCAGUGGAGGAGGGAAAGGGAGUCUUCCACAACAUCAGAAACUUUGUGCGUUUCCAACUCAGCACGAGCAUCGCAGCCCUGGGCCUCAUCGCCGUGUCCACCAUCUGCAGCCUGCCCAGCCCACUUAAUGCCAUGCAGAUCCUCUGGGUCAACAUCCUCAUGGACGGGCCCCCAGCACAGAGCCUGGGCGUGGAGCCCGUGGACAGGGACACGCUGCACCAGCCUCCCCGCAGAGUCACCGAGUCUAUCCUGGGCCGGGGGCUCCUACUGAGGGUCCUGCUGUCAGCCACCAUUAUCCUUGGGGGGACACUCUUCAUCUACUGGAGGGAGCUUCCUGCGGACUGGACCAGCUCCCCACGCACCACAACCAUGACCUUUACGUGCUUCAUCUUCUUUGACCUCUUCAAUGCCCUGACCUGCCGCUCUCAGAACAAGUUGAUCAUAGAGCUGGGCUUCCUCCAGAACCGCAUGUUCCUCUACUCAGUGCUGGCCUCAGUCCUGGGCCAACUGGCUGUCAUCUAUGUCCCACCUCUACAGAGGGUCUUCCAGACAGAGAACUUGGGGGUGCUAGAUUUGCUGCUGCUGACUGGCCUGGCCUCAUCUGUCUUCGUGGUGUCUGAGCUCCUCAAAGUGUGUGAGCGGGUCUGUUCCAAGCCCUUGAGGACCCACAUGCAGCCCCCAAGGAGGCCGUGA
This is a messenger RNA of Suncus etruscus (white-toothed pygmy shrew), 2841 nucleotides long. It is a transcript of the gene ATP2C2, whose product is annotated as ATPase secretory pathway Ca2+ transporting 2. The transcript has 27 exons. The record is from RefSeq and is a predicted model, not a curated record. Gene Ontology annotation, biological process: manganese ion transport; calcium ion transmembrane transport; intracellular calcium ion homeostasis. Gene Ontology annotation, cellular component: plasma membrane; Golgi membrane; endoplasmic reticulum. The coding region runs from base 1 to 2841 and encodes 946 amino acids. NCBI's taxonomy places the organism in Eukaryota, Metazoa, Chordata, Mammalia, Eulipotyphla, Soricidae. Gene Ontology annotation, molecular function: ATP hydrolysis activity; P-type calcium transporter activity; ATP binding.